Messenger RNA from Strongylus vulgaris, 1920 nucleotides. Lineage: Eukaryota; Metazoa; Nematoda; Chromadorea; Rhabditida; Strongylidae. The record is from the annotation of a GenBank genome assembly.
AUGGCAGAUGCUGGAGACGCCGAAGAACUUGAAGAAGAAAUAGUGGAGGAUCGUUUUGAUGACGAAAGUUUUGACGAUGCUCCACUUUCGGAUCCUGAUUCAGACUUCGACGAGCAAGAACUACUUAGCGUUGACGACUGCGACGGUUUUGUUGGAACCGUCGAUCGAUUAAGGGAACCAAAGAGCUUUACUGUUGUCAUUAUUCUAGAGAAAGCUUCCGAGAUCAUGCAAAGAGAGCAAGAAUCAUUUUUUCGUGGUCAUGGGCGCUUUAUCCAAGAUGAUCCCAGGUUCGAGAGAAGCCAUUUUGAAAAAGAAAACAGUUGGGAGCCCAGCAUACAUAACCUGUCAUCAUUUGACCGUACUGAUAGUCCAGUGUCCAUUGAGAACCCAACACCACUUCCACAGGACCCUGGUGCACAAGAACAAUCACAACAAAUCCAACAAGGCAGCACUAGUGACGAGAAAGCCAUAGAAAAUAUCCCAUUGUCCUGUUGCUCCGAUGCGAAGUCUGCCAAAGAUACUGUACUACCAACCGAUUCUCUGGAACUAUUGAAACAUAAAGCUGAUCCUCGAGGGCAGAACUUGCCACGGUUACAAAAUCUUUCCGUGAAGGAACCUGUAUCUACGCCACAGAAAAGAUUAGAAAGGCGGUCGUUGGUAGGGAAUGAUGGCUCUCCGGUAAUAGCCAACGAAUCUUCUAUUAUUGGAGCACAGACCAGUACACCUGUAUCUACGGUAGCGAAACUUCCAACGCGACAGAGGCUUCGUGAUUUUGAUAAAAUGGUCCAGGAGAUAUCAAUUAUCAAAGCUGAAGGCACGCCAUCAAAUAAAACAAACGAAAUUUCGCAUAUGGCAGGAAAUCACUCAUUAGCGGAAUCAACAGACACUACAAUGUUAUCCGUUGGACAAAUUCAGAGCAUGCUCAAGGGCAUAAAAAGCGGAUCCCCAGCUACCUUGAUGCGAGAAUUGGAAGCGCAGCGAAGGAGCCGAGUGAAACUAAGAAAGCCGCGUGAUCUUCCACCUCUACCUCCAAAGUCUCGGCGAGAGUCGACGGAUAACGCGAACCUGUCUGGAGCCUUGUCGCUUCUUCGCGCGGAGAAAUCGGUAGUGCGCAAUGAUACUAAUGCAAAUUCACGUUUGGAUGCAACACGCCAACGAGAAGAGACUGUAUGUUUCAUUUUAGUAGUGAUGGCCUAUUGGAUAGAAUUGAUAUUUCAGAGUCACAAAGCUACUGUUAAGAACAACGAAGAGAUGACAGCGCACGAGGAAGUGCAGAAUCGUCGCCCACAAUCUGCUAGAUCAAGCAGUUCGUUGUCUACCGUCACGAAUGUCCGCAGCUCCUCUCAGAUGAGUUCAGAUAGCUCGCAAAGUCAAAUCAUCCUGCUAGAUCCGCAUCGCACGACUUCGUUACGCGUUGAGUUCUGUGCCAGUCAAAAUGCACGUUUUUGUACAAGUCUUUCGAUCAAUGCAAGUGGGGGUGGCGGUCCUGCUCUUACUUACAGAAUGCCUGUUCGUGGAGUGGGCGGAACAGCUGUACUGACGGUAAAAGACAGAGAAGAUUUACGCCUCUCACGCAAUGGAUCAUACGUACUACAAUCGUCAUACGAAUCCACAUUCUCCUUCACACUGGUAAAUUCGGGAAAGCGACAUGCAUUUGCGCGCACGGUGGUGCUUUAUUACGGAGAGUCCGGUAAUCCAGAGAAAAUUCCCGUUGACAUACGUCCGGCACCGGGAGUCGUUAUAGGACGAGAUGAAUCUACGGUGUGCUCUCCUCGCAUUCGUCCAAGACCGUCUUUGGCUUCGAACACAUCGCUCGAAAGAAGUUUACAACCUGAGGAUACAUUCCGUGAAAGAACAGCUUACAAUACAUUGAUGAUACCCGAUCAGACAAUACGCGCUAAUACUAAAUUACUAGAUUGA